Pseudophryne corroboree (corroboree frog) is the source of this 2904-nucleotide messenger RNA. RefSeq names its product NXPE family member 4-like. The coding region runs from base 280 to 1965 and encodes 561 amino acids. The transcript is spliced from 6 exons. The record is from RefSeq and is a predicted model, not a curated record. Lineage: Eukaryota; Metazoa; Chordata; Amphibia; Anura; Myobatrachidae.
UGAAAUCUCUGCUUUCUUCUUUGCCGGCAUCAGAGAUUUACGGAUCCAUUAUGCUGUCUGCUGCAGUCUAGAUCUAUCGACUGCAGAGCAGCGUAUCGUGAGCGUGCCAGAUCCCGGAGCAACAGCAGCUAUAUAUCACACUGACAGCCUCCAGGAUAUCCUAUUGAAAGCUCUCUGUAGCAGCACAGCCCACAUCCCAGCAGUCUCCUAUCAGAUUAUCAGUCAUGUAACAGCCACAAUUAAACUGGAUGCACACAGUAUCAACGAUUGAAACCAGCAAUGGGCAUUCAGCCAAUCAUCUUUGCUGCCGUGGAGCCGCGUCUGUCUUCCCCCCCAGGACCUGCCAACGUCCGCACACUACCUUUCUGGGACCUGCCUUCGUCUCUACACAUCAGUUCCCGCACUGCAUGGUCCUCCUUGUGCCAUAGGAUACGGCUGCAGCAUAUCAUCACACUUGCGACUACGGCUAGAGAGAAAACAAUUGCAGUUUCUCAUGGUUCCACUGAGAAAGCUUCAAAAAUGCAAAUGAGGAUAAAAGAAAUAUUCAAUCAAGUAGAUCAGAGGAUGCCUAAAGUGACCUUUUCCCAUCAGGACAAUACAACAAGUGCAAAACAUAGCAAAGUUUUCCUUAAAAACCCAACAAAACGCUAUUGUGUUGGUGAUCUACUGACAGUACAGGUUGAUGCAUAUGAUUAUCUGGGCAAGAGGAAAUCUUAUGGAGGAGACUACUUAAGAGCAAGAAUUUCUAACUCUGAUAUUAGAUCAGGAGCAUCUGGCAGGAUUAAAGACUUUAGCAAUGGGACAUAUGACAUUUAUUUUACUUUGUUUUGGGAAGGCAAAGUUGUGGUAACAGUCUCUCUCAUGCACCCAAGUGAAGGAGUUUCUGCUCUCUGGAGGUCAAGAAACAGUUGGUAUGGCAAUGUAGACUACUUGGGAAAAUUUACAAGUCCAGACAAACAAGUUGAGACCAAGUGUGGGUUUGACCUUAAGGAAAAAGAUCUGUGUGAGUACAAAGAUGAGAGAGAUGAAGAAUAUUUUUAUUGUGUGAAACCUCGGAACUUUAGUUGUGAUUCAUAUACAGAAUUUAAAAGCUGGAAAACUCUUCGUUCACAAUUGUCCACAUUGGAAAACAGUCUUCUUGUCAGGUCAAAUGUCAGGCGUGAGAUUCCAAACAACUUUGAGGCACUCAAUGUAUUUCAUUGUAACAGUUCAAGUUCAGAAACAAAAGAAAAAUGCAAAACUGGAAUGAAGUUAGAAUAUCCUAGUGGAUAUGUCAUGAAGGAGAUCUGGUACCCAAAACUAUGCAGCAUGAAGACAUAUCACAAUAUGGAAGAACUAAACACAUGCAUGAAAGGAAAAUUCUUUUACUUGUUUGGGGAUUCAACAAUGCAUCAAUGGAUGACGUAUUUUGAAAACAAUAUAAAAACGCUGAGACUUCUUAAUGUCUAUGAAGAGGGAUGGGCACAAAAGCAUUUAGGUGUGGACAUUGAAAGGAAUAUACAUGUACUUUGGAAAAGACACGGCAGGCCAUUUAUUAACCUGGUUUUUGUAUCAAACAGAGAAGAACGUUCUAUCCCACGUGAAAUAGAUUUAAUUGGAGGUAACCAAUACACUGUAAUUGCGCUGAACAUUGGAGUUCAUUUCAGAUUAUUCCCUGUACACCAUUUCAUCCGAAGACUCCUCAAUAUUCGUCGUGCUCUAGAACGCCUUUUCCUCAGAAGCCCAGAAACAAAGGUUAUCAUCAAGACUGAGAAUACAAGUGAGAUGGGAAAUGAGUAUGAAGGAAUGAGUGAUUUCCAUGCAUCUGUUCACUUCCUCAUCAUGGAAAUAGUCCUCAAAGAUCUCAAUGUUGGUUUUAUAAACGGUUGGGAUAUGACCACUGCAUGGAACACAAAUGCGAUUCAUCCUGCAGAACACUAUGUAAGAAAUGAGGUCAACAUGCUGAUGACCUACAUCUGUAUCUGAUCUGUAUCAUGAAAUACUACUAUAGUAAUUUUAUUUUCUUGUCAUUUAUACAAUUCCAAUUGAACUUUGAAGCAAUUGCACAGCAAGAUACACCUGGGCAUUGUUGUUAAAUCUAAUAUGGAGACCUCACCUGUACCAACUCAGUUAUCAAAGAAAUGAUUAAAUUUUUAUACUAAACUUGUAUUAUACACUGGGAAUGGAAGUGACAUAACAUACUAGCCAGCCAUUAUUGGCAACCAUACUGCACAGACUGAUUUUUUUUUUCUUUAAAAUGAUUGCAUUUAAAAAAAAUAUGAUCACAUAUGUCCCUGUAUGAAUACCAGAAAACCUGUAAUUACCAGUCAAGCCCUCAUGUCUGCAUCUCCUAUUGUAUGCCUCUCAGCUCUUCCCCAUUUCACUGUUUGCUUGAAAUGGUAUUGUGUUCUCUACUGCCAAUAAAGAUUCUGGUUCAAAGGAUGCCAUUAAUCAUCUUUAUGACUGUUCAUACUAUUAUGCUGCUUUCACAUCGCAAACCCUGCUUUUGAAACGGUUCUUUAAAUGGUUCUGAAAAGGGGUCUGAGCAGUUAAACCCCCUUCACAUUGCAUGUUGUAACUGGUAUAUUACCGUUUCAUUACCAUUUUGGUACCUUUCACACUGAACCCGUUUCUCCCAUAGAAAACAGUGGUUGUCAUUUUAAAUGGACUUUUCUGGCCCUCACAUUAUUAUUAUUAAUAAUUAUUUAUUAAUUAUUAAUAAUUUGGCUAGUCGUACGAUGGAACCCAGCAGCUUCAAGCAUCUUUACCAUGUUUUUGUAGAUUACUGCAACCUCCACUGUCCCAGUGAUUUGUCUAGCAAUUUCUUUAUCCCCUCACAUCCUAAGCAGCUCCCUAACCUCAUCAUCACUCCAAUUUGCCAUUUUAAACUGUAUUCUGUAUAAAUAAAAUGCUUCUUCACUCUCA